Messenger RNA from Odocoileus virginianus texanus, 1558 nucleotides. The record is from RefSeq and is a predicted model, not a curated record. NCBI's taxonomy places the organism in Eukaryota, Metazoa, Chordata, Mammalia, Artiodactyla, Cervidae.
AUCCUCAAGGGGUCAAGCACUGGAGUGGACCACUGCGUUGUGAUGGGAAGUGAGAGGGGCGUGAUGCGGAUGCUGUUGGAAUGCAGUCUCAGUGACAAGUUGUGUAUUAUCCAGGAACAGCAGUAUGAAAUCAUCAUCAUCCCUACCUUCCUGGUUGGUACCUUCCUCAUCCUCCUUGGCAUCAUCCUGUGGCUUUUUAUCAGAGAACAGAGAGCCCAACAGCAGUCUCCAGGACCUCGAGGUGUUGCCCAUGUACCUCUAUCUGGGAACCUAAGCCAGGAAGCAGCAGGACCUGGGAAAACUGUGUUUGUACCACUUGAGGAGACCUCGGUGGAAAGCCUUCUGCGAACUUCUGCACAAAAAAGGUCUAGAAGUUCAAUCCCUAGAACAGUGACAUCGAAGAUCAUCUAAUUGAUUCCCUUUCUGUUUACUUUUGGUCUAUGCUCAUUCCCCUUUGGGAUCUUGAAACCUACCAUCCGAGGUUGCUUCCUGCCUCAUACUCCCCACUUUAUUGGUGACACUGACUACUCAUUCCGCCUGGUUCUUCUGUCCCCCACAGAACCAACUGGGCUCCAAGAGGUGCAGGAUUUCUUAGGGCGAAUCCAAUUCUAUCAGUACUUGGGGAAGCACAAGAACCUGGUACAGCUGGAAGGCUGCUGCACAGACAGGCUGCCGCUCUACAUGGUAUUGGAGGAUGUGGCCCAGGGAGACCUGCUCAGCUUUCUCUGGACCUGUCGCCGGGAUGUGAUGACCAUGGAUGGUCUUCCCUAUGACCUCACAGAGAAACAAAUAUAUCACAUUGGGAAGCAGGUCCUUUUGGCUUUGGAAUUUCUCCAGGAGAAGCGUCUGUUCCAUGGCGAUGUGGCAGCCAGGAAUAUUCUAAUCCAGUGUGACCUCACUGCUAAGCUCUGCGGGCUGGGCCUGGCUUAUGAAGUUCUCUCCCGAGGGGCCAUCUCCUCCACUCAUGUCGUACCUCUCAAGUGGCUUGCCCCGGAACGGCUUCUGCUGAAACCAGCUGGCAUCAAAGGAGACAUCUGGUCUUUUGGGAUCCUGCUAUACGAGAUGGUGACUCUAGGAGCACCUCCAUAUCCUGAGGUCCCUCCUACCAAUAUCCUACAGCAUCUCCAAAGAGGGCAAAUCAUGGAGAGACCCAGUAGUUGCACACAUACCAUGUAUGGUCUCAUGAAGUCCUGCUGGCGUUGGAGUGAGGACAGCCGCCCCUCACUUCGAAAGCUACACUCAUGUCUCGAAACUGCUGCUCAAAGUGCAAAUGACAAGGCUGUGUUGCAAGUACCAGAGUUGGUGGUACCUGAACUGUACGCAGCUGUGGCGGGUAUCAGUGUGGAGAGUGUCUCCUACUGCACCAGCAUCUUAUGAAGGUCCUGGGACAACACCUACUUUGGGGAGAUCGUAUACUCUUGAAACCAGUUCCUCCAAGAACAAAGACUUUAGUGGGAGUUAAAGGGAGAAAUGGGACAUGGAUCUUGAAUCUUCUCCUACACAUUUCCCUAGAAACCAGAAAUGAUGCUGGAUGAGGCUGCCCUCACCAUGUACCCUU